This is a messenger RNA of Hibiscus syriacus, 680 nucleotides long. Its product is annotated as photosystem II repair protein PSB27-H1, chloroplastic-like. Gene Ontology annotation, cellular component: photosystem II; chloroplast thylakoid lumen. The transcript has a single exon. The coding region runs from base 26 to 490 and encodes 154 amino acids. NCBI's taxonomy places the organism in Eukaryota, Viridiplantae, Streptophyta, Magnoliopsida, Malvales, Malvaceae. Gene Ontology annotation, biological process: photosystem II assembly; photosystem II repair. The record is from RefSeq and is a predicted model, not a curated record.
CCUCGCACCAAACCCCAAAAACACCAUGUCAUCCCCAACACUACUAACCCCAACUUCCAAGCUCAAACCCCUCCUCCCCGUCAAACCCAAAACCACCUCCGCAGUUCCGCCGCCCUCCUAUCCUCCGCAACUCCACCAGCCUUCUCGGCGACAAUUGUUGUCCCUCACCGCCGUAACUUCCACAUUAUCUCUUUCAUCGCUUCUGCCAGUGACACCACCGGCGUUCGCCGCCGCCGACGAGGAGUACGUGAAAGAGACCUCCGAUGUCAUCAACAAGGUGCGGAGCACCAUAAACAUGGACAAGAACGACCCCAACGUGGCGACGGCGGUGGCUGAGCUUAGAGAUACGUCGAACAGUUGGGUGGCGAAGUACAGAAGAGAGAAAUCUUUGCUGGGGAGAGCUUCGUUCCGUGAGAUUUACUCGGCAUUAAACGCAGUUUCCGGACAUUAUAUUAGCUUCGGGCCGACAGCGCCGAUCCCGGCGAAGUGAAAGGCGAGGAUCCUCGAAGAGAUGGACACUGCCGAGAAAGCUUUGUCGCGAGGAAGAUGAACAAAAACCCAGUACUGGUUGAAAUUUCGAGAUUUAAACGGCUAUGGUGUUUAAAUUUAUUGAGUUUUUAUUAAGAUUGCAAAUUCAGACUCAGUUCGUGAAUUAUGAGAAAGGAAAUUUCCGAGUCAAU